AUGGGGGGUGUUCUUCACCUUGACGCCAUACGUUUCACGGUGGCGUCGUCGGCGGCGGAUUUACGAGCGCGUCGCUUUCAGAAUCGCCAUAGCGUGGCAGUCGGCAUGGCGGUUCUGAGGCAGAGGUUGCUCAGGUUCGGGAGGAUUUCAGGUCAGGUGAUUCUUUUUGAAGACCUCCGAGUGCGAAAUAAAAAGUCUUGAACACUGAAAAAACACCGAGGGGAAGCUUGCUCUUCUGAGAAGCUCCCUUGUAUGGAGAUGGACUUGCAAGUUCAGAAGUGUAGGUUUUGUCAGUGGCCAAAAUGGUCUACAACCGAUAGAUCCACCUGUUGAAUCAAGACAAGAUUCUGGCUAGAGUCGUUGAAAAUUAUGAAGACGUUAGAAACUUCAGAUUCAACUCGCAACCCCUCAGAAUAGAAAAAAAUAUCUUCAAAAAAAGAUACUAUACGGAAAAAAAUUGAGAAUCUUGGCAUUUACCUAAACUUUUUCAGAAUAUGAUUUUUUUGAAAAAAAUCAAUAAGGUUAUCCGAAAAUUUCAAACUGAAGCGAUUUUUCAAAAAAAGUCGAAAAAAAGCUAAAAUUUGUAUCAGAGAUCUGAAAAAAAUUCGAUAAUUUCAAGCCGAUAAAAGAUUUGGAGCUUUUGGAAUCAACUUGAGUAAAAUUUUCAAAACCAAAUCAAAAAAUAAGUAAAACCUAGUGGAAAGGAUGUUAACUACGCUAGAGCUACUACGAUCUUUCAAAAGUUGGAAAAUGCGUCCGACCUGAAACGGCUUGCGUCGUGAUGGUAUUAUUGAGCAUGGGUAAAACAGCUUUGUCGGAAAGUGGUAACGCGGAACGGACGUGCUUCCGAGCCUUUCUAGGGAUCACUUCAGUAGCGUGA
Molecule: messenger RNA, 880 nt
Organism: Caenorhabditis auriculariae
Lineage: Eukaryota; Metazoa; Nematoda; Chromadorea; Rhabditida; Rhabditidae
Source: the annotation of a GenBank genome assembly